UCACCGCCCGUCGGGUGCGCCCCGCCCCGGGUUCGGAUGGUCGCCAGGGGACGCUCGCGGGUCGGGUCUCCCUGGCAACCCGCCGCUCCGCCCCUCCACCCCUUUAACCUUUAGGCUGCGCGGUUCCGGGUCCCUCUCCGUCCCUGUCCCUUCCCUCCCCUCCCCUUUGGGCCUGUCGGGACCGGAAGCGAAGAUGGCGGCGGCCGCGGCCGAGCUGGUGAUCGGCUGGUGCAUCUUCGGCCUCUUGCUCCUGGCUAUUUUGGCGUUUUGCUGGAUCUACGUCCGCAAAUACCAGAGUCGGCGGGAAAGUGAAGUUGUCUCCACUGUGACGGCCAUUUUUUCACUGGCAGUUGCACUCAUCACGUCAGCACUUCUGCCAGUGGAUAUAUUUUUGGUUUCUUACAUGAAAAAUCAAAAUGGUACAUUUAAGGAGUGGGCUAAUGCCAAUGUCAGCGUGCAGAUCGAGGACACCGUCCUGUAUGGCUACUAUACUUUGUACUCCAUCAUACUCUUCUGUGUGUUCUUCUGGAUCCCCUUUGUCUACUUCUACUAUGAGGAGAAGGAUGACGACGACACCAGUAAAUGCACUCAAAUUAAAACAGCGCUGAAGUACACUUUGGGAUUCGUUGUGAUUUGCGCACUUCUUCUUCUCGUUGGUGCUUUUGUGCCACUGAAUCUUCCUAGCAAUAAAAAUUCUACCGAGUGGGAAAAGGUGAAGUUCCUGUUUGAAGAACUUGGAAGUAGUCAUGGCUUAGCUGCGCUGUCAUUUUCCAUUAGCUCCCUGACCUUGAUUGGAAUGCUGGCAGCCAUCACAUACACAGCAUAUGGCAUGUCAGCAUUACCUUUAAACCUGAUAAAAGGCACUAGAAAUGCUGCUUAUGAACGCCUGGAAAACACUGAAGACAUUGAGGAGGUGGAGCAGCACAUUCAAGCCAUUCGAUCAAAAAGCAAAGAUGGUCGGCCUUUGCCUGCGAGGGAUAGACGUACCUUAAAGCAGUGUGAAGAAAGAUUACGGACGCUUAGGAAAAGAGACCGGCACUUAGAAUUCAUUGAAAACAGCUGGUGGACGAAAUUUUGUGGUGCCCUGCGCCCCCUGAAGAUCAUUUGGGGAAUAUUUUUCAUCUUAGUUGCAUUGCUGUUUGUAAUUUCUCUCUUCCUGUCAAAUUUAGAUAAAGCUCUUCAUUCAGCUGGAAUAGAUUCUGGUUUCAUCAUCUUUGGAACUAACCUGAGUAAUCCAUUGAACAUGCUUUUGCCUUUGUUACAAACAGUGUUCCCUCUUGAUUAUAUUCUUAUAACAAUUAUUAUUAUGUACUUUAUUUUUACUUCGAUGGCAGGAAUUCGAAAUAUUGGCAUAUGGUUCUUUUGGAUUAGAUUAUAUAAGAUCAGAAGAGGACGAACCAGGCCUCAGGCACUCUUAUUUCUGUGCAUGAUACUUCUGCUAAUUGUCCUUCAUACCAGCUACAUGAUCUAUAGUCUUGCUCCUCAGUACGUUAUGUAUGGAAGCCAAAAUUACUUAAUAGAGAGCAAUAUAACUUCUGAUGUCCAUAAAGGCAAUUCAACCCUUCCUGUGCCAAAAAGAUGUGAUGCAGAUGCCCCUGAAGAUCAAUGUACUGUUACCCGCACUUACUUAUUCCUCCACAAGUUCUGGUUCUUCAGUGCUGCAUACUAUUUUGGUAACUGGGCCUUUCUUGGGGUAUUCUUGAUUGGAUUAAUUGUCUCCUGCUGUAAAGGGAAGAAGUCAGUCAUUGAAGGAGUGGAUGACGAUUCGGACAUGAGUGAUGACGAGCCAUCUACCUACUCCGUGUGAACAGCCUUCUGCCCUAAGGGCUUCGUGAAGCUGGCUGAAUAUGUGUUAUGCAUUUUCAACGUUUUCAAGUAACAUUAGGAUGAACUGUCUAGCUUUCAUCAAAAAUGAGAGCAUGGCCAUUAAAAAGAACUAUAUUUUUUAUGUCUUCUGAAGUAACAUUAUUGUAUUAUAGAUUAACACAAAAUUGCUAUAAUAAUACUAUGUAAAUACCAUAUUUCCAGGUUUGUGAGGGAAUGUUUGUGGAAAUUUUCUUUAUUGUAUAAUAGUGUUAAAUUUAUUAAAAUCUUGCAGAAUUUACAUCCCCUUUGUUGCUUUUUAAGAACAUAAGAAGUCACUUGUCUUGUGCCUUAGGGUCUCUGGAAUAAUGUGAAACUUUGAAGUGUCUUCCUCUGAUAGGCUGAACAGUGUCAUAAUAUUGCUCGUGGAUAAGCGCAGCUCUCGUGGGCAGCUUGUUUUCAAUAUUGUCCAUAAAAUUAUUAGUCUAACUCAAGUAGAGUUCGUGAAAAAUUGUUAAACUGCUUAAGACCGUGGUAUUCUAAGAUGUGUUAGAGGUUUAAUUGUUCAGAUCUUAACGCAUUGAGAGAGUUGCUACCUCCACAGGAAUAUUUAGGGCACAUUUAUCAAUGUAGAUAGUACUUGUUUUAUAGACUUUGAAAUUUGUAUUAUCGUAAAUGGAAAUAUCAAGAAUAAUGAAUGCAGAAAAAUUGAGUUUACCAAGAGUUUUAAGAUAUAUGAUAUCAUUCUCACCUAUUUUUUCAUUUGCUGUUUGGAAAAUUAUAAAAGAAAAUGAAAGAUAUGUGACAUAAUGGAAUAUUCUGAAUGUGUUCUGGGUGGUGAAAAAUAAAAUAUAACUUGCUAAUGUCAA
Peromyscus californicus insignis is the source of this 2672-nucleotide messenger RNA. It is a transcript of the gene Lmbrd1, whose product is annotated as LMBR1 domain containing 1. NCBI's taxonomy places the organism in Eukaryota, Metazoa, Chordata, Mammalia, Rodentia, Cricetidae. The record is from RefSeq and is a predicted model, not a curated record. The transcript has 16 exons. Bases 194 to 1807 code for a protein of 537 amino acids. Gene Ontology annotation, biological process: protein localization to vacuole. Gene Ontology annotation, cellular component: vacuolar membrane.